UCGAGCCAGAAGACCAUCGCAUUAAGCUGGAACCAGGCGCCCAACCGACGGUACAGUGACAAUUUCGGCUCAGCCAACCAGAACUGGAAGAAUUGCAGCAGCAGCUGGAAAACCUUCAGACGAAGGGAUUUAUCCAGCCCAGCACGUCCCCAUACAUCGCCGCGAUACUGUUCACGCCAAAGAAGGAUGGAGGAUUCAGAAUGUACAUCAAACUACCGCGCGCUCAACCAAAUCACCAUCAAGUCGCGUUACUCGAUCCCGAGAGCUGACGAACUCCUCGACCAACUUCGCGGCGCCAAGUUCUUCUAAAAAAUCGACUUGCGAGGGGGUUACCAUCAG
Messenger RNA from Closterium sp. NIES-67, 339 nucleotides. Lineage: Eukaryota; Viridiplantae; Streptophyta; Zygnematophyceae; Desmidiales; Closteriaceae. The record is from the annotation of a GenBank genome assembly.